UAGCAAGCGUCUGGCAAAUGGAGGCUAAGUUGGCAGAAUAUAGGGCAAAAAAGGAAAAACAGCAGAUUUCUCGUUGUUCAAACAUAUAUAACUGGUUAUUUGGCGACAGAAAUAACGCAAAUAAGUCAGAAGAUAAAAGAGAAUCUUUCAGUUCGACCCCUGCCCAGGAGUCACCAUGUAGAAAACGACCUGAACUAGUCUCAGAAGUUACAACAUCAAGCUACCAAGAGCAUAUUGAUGGACUAUCUGAGAAGAACUGGAGAGAUUACAUACCACUGGGGUUAAAAGUCCUCCUUUGGCUUUGCCUGUGGAAGUUUUUUAUUGAAGUGGGCUUCGGAGCAGUAUACUUUGUGGUUUCCUGCUCCUAUCUCAUGUACAAGAACACGCGGACAGAACCUAGACAGAGAGGACAGCUGAGCGCUUACUCUGUGUUUAACCCCAAUCAAGAGAGACUUGAUGGAACUUUCACUGCAGAACAGUUUGAGAAGGAACUACGGCUUGGUGCAGGGUCCGUUAGAUAA
Molecule: messenger RNA, 521 nt
Organism: Mercenaria mercenaria
Lineage: Eukaryota; Metazoa; Mollusca; Bivalvia; Venerida; Veneridae
Product: SAYSvFN domain-containing protein 1-like
Exons: 2
Coding region: 18-521 (167 amino acids)
Source: RefSeq, a predicted model, not a curated record